UAGCAUUAACUCUUUCCGGCCACCAGGGCAGCACCCGGAGGAAGGCCGCUGUCCCUCCGCGAGGCCUCGGCCCGCGGAGCGGCUGCUCGAAGCCCCUCCCCGGAAGGGCGUCAGCCCGCUUCCGUCCGAAGCCCGGUGUUGGAUGGGGCCCGGGUAGCGACGCGGGCCUGAGGGACGGUGCUGAGGACGGUCCUGCGCGGGGCGGAGGGCGGCGGCCUGCAGACGGCGUCGGGGCCUCGCUGGCCGGUGUUGCCGCGCGCCGGGGACCCAGGCGGUGCAGCCUCGGAGACGUCGGCCUUUGCUGGUACCCAAGCACGGCAAGCGUCCCGGUGCCCGCUGAGCUUGCUGGGCAGCCGGCGGCCGGCCAUUUGGGAAUACCGUGGCAUCCUGGUCGACUUUGGGUGCCGUUCCUGCCGGCUCACGGCCGGGAAAGCGAGGUCCCGGGACUCUCCUCAGUCUCGCCUCGAGGUCUAAAUGAGCGUCGAAGAAAGGGAAGGUGGGCCGAAGGGUCACCCUCAACAUCACCAACUCUCCUCCUCUCCUCCUUUGCGACUUGGCCUGUGGAUAAACGUUUUGUUGCAAACCAAGAGUUUGGAAAAGAGGCCGUGCUCUUCAGACAAACUGUAGAUGUCACAGGCUUCAAGAGGAAGGCAUCAGAGUCACCGCCAGUGGACAUGUCCCAUGAUGAAUUUUGGACUAUACACCAGGGGCUGCAGGAACACCUGAGCUGGAAUUCUCGUAAGGAAACUGAGCCUGUGUGUGAGACAGCUAUGCCUAUUCACCAGAUCCUAGUCUUUUCUGAGAAGACAAAUACCAAAGACUGGACAAUGGCACCUGAGCUCGUCUUGCCUGAGUCCCAGAGCUUGUUGACAUUUGAAGAAGUGGCCAUGUAUUUUUCCCAGGAAGAAUGGGAGUUACUGGAUCCCACUCAGAAGGCCCUCUACAAUGAUGUAAUGCGGGAAAACUAUGAGACUGUCAUCUCUCUAGCAUUAUUUGUGCUCCCCAAACCUAAAGUGAUCUCCUAUCUAGAGCAAGGGGAAGACCCAUGGGUUCAAGGGCCCUUGGAGUUGAAGAAUAGUCCUGGAGAGCUGCCUUCAGGGUUAAAGGUCAAAACUGACAAUGAAAACCAUCAGCCUGUGUGUCUUUCUGACUUAGAAAUACAAGCACCGGAAGACAUAGUAUCAAAAAAGACCCGAGUGAAAGUUCCCCAGAAAACAACAGGCAAAGAAAAUCAUGGUGAUAUACACAGGAUGGGGAAAUGGCACCGAGAUUUUCCCGUGAAGAAAAGAAAGAAACUUUCAACUUGGAAACAAGAGCUGCUAAAACUUAUGGAUCUUCACAAGAAAGCUCAUGCUGGAGAGAAGCCAUUUAAAUGCCAGGAAUGUGGGAAAAGCUUCAAAGUUAGCUCUGACCUUAUUAAGCACCAAAGAAUUCACACUGAAGAGAAACCAUAUAAAUGUCAACAGUGUGAUAAGAGGUUUAGAUGGAGUUCAGAUCUUAAUAAGCACUUAACAACACACCAAGGAAUAAAACCAUAUAAAUGUUCCUGGUGUGGGAAAAGCUUCAGUCAAAAUACAAAUCUACAUACGCACCAAAGAACUCACACUGGAGAGAAGCCCUUUACAUGUCAGGAAUGUGGGAAAAAAUUCAGUCAGAACUCCCACCUUAUUAAACAUCGGAGAACCCACACAGGUGAGCAGCCAUAUACUUGUAGCGUAUGCAGGAGAAACUUCAGCAGGAGGUCAAGUCUUCUUAGACACCAGAAACUCCACCGCUGAAUGGAAGUUUAUUCCAGUGUCCUCAUUCUGAAGAAAUUCACAAAGUAGAGGUCGACCCUGAGAUUUAUGAAAAAAUACAAAAUUAUGAAGCAUAAAUAAGUUUUCAUCAGAGGAAAAUUUGGUGAUAUAAACAUAUUUCACAGGAAGGAAUCAAGGUUGACUCUGCAGGGAUCUCUGUAAGUAGUUUUGUACUACUUACAUUUUUACACGUAACCUUUGGGGAAUUCCUUAGCAAGAAAAGUGCUGAAAGAACAUUCUCAGUAAGGGAAACAUUUUUGCAGUUGUACCUGGCAAAAUAGCAAAUUCAGCUUUAAAUGGCAGAUGCAUACAUGAAUCAGUCUUCUCUAAUCACAGAGGGUAAAUACUGUUGGCUUUGCAUUGAAUUCCCAGCCACUUUUAAACACAUUGAUAGAAACAUUUGUAGCCUGGUCUUCCAAAAGAAAAAGCAAUAACCUGCAUGUUUAAUUGGAUACCAUUGCCUUUAAGGUAGUAGGCUUACCAAUUUCAAGAGCCCUGUGACACAAAAAUGAAGUCUGUUGUCAAAUUUUCAAAGAACCAAAUUGGAUUUUCUUCCUCUCCCUUGUCAUUGGACACUGUUCCCACUGUUGGACAUCAUUUGAGUUCAUUCUUGAACAUUUUAGCAACUUUAGCUCUUGAAUCCUUUUAGCACCAUUUUUACUGUGAUGAAAUGCUAUUCACCACUAGGGAAUCUGCCAGAUAAACUAAUAAUGCACUAUCUUAUACCUCAUUGGUGGUGUUUGAAAAAGAUAAACAUCUCUAAUGAGAUCAUCUGAAAACGGGUUGGAAUGUUUAGCUAUGGAUUAUGUAUUACAUGUAAUUAAUUUUCUGCAAUAAAAGAAACUAGUCCCUUAUAAUCUCAGUAUGAUAAAAGAUAAAAGAUAGCACUUUCUUGAGGCCUAAAAGAAAAUUAAUGGAAGUUCAGGUGAACUUCUCACUUUUUAUAUGCUUUUUUGUUUGGCUUUGUUUAUUUUUAAGAAAAAGGGCAGAGUUUAGGAACUGGAGUGUGUGCUGCAGGCAGGAUGUGGUUCACUGAGUGUGGCAGAAGACUGGAUUCCCAAGAGGAAAGGUUUGGGAACUGAUGUUGACUGGUGGACAAGGAUGGGUGAAUCUGCAUUCAUGUUGGUUGUCUUACACUGUUAACUAUUACUAAGCAGGCGGGGUCUACCUGUCUCUGUUUUGUACGCAGCAUUUAACAACAGCCUUAGCUGAUAAGUGAUAUAGAUGGCUGAACAUCUCUCUGGGCUGUGGAUCUUCUUAGAACUCCUACCUACAGCAGUGACAUAUGUUCCUGUUAGAGCUUUUAGGUUGUAUCAAGAAGGGGGGUGAAGGGGGUUAAAUGAUUUCUCCCAAAUACCUUAUAAAUGAUCAAGUUAAGGCUCAGAUACGGGACUUGAUUCAAGACCCUAUUGCUAGUGGGUCCAUUCGCUGCCAGCUAGCUGCAUCAGGGAGGCCUGAAGGCAGGGCUAGGAGGAUAUGUAUGUUAUCCCUGCGGGACCAGGUUGGAUGACAUUGUGUUGUAUUUACUUCUAACUUAUAAAACAUUCUUGUGGCUUGAUUGGUUCCCAAAACACUUAGGUUGCCAUGUGUUCUGUGAAAGAGAGAAAACUGUUUCAACUCAGGGUUAUUCUAGGGACUAGGGGGAUUGAUGAAUGAAAAGCACCUCACAGCCUGGCCAGUGGUAGAUGCUCAGUCAAUGUGCAUUUGCUUCCCUUUCCCCUAUUCCCCAGUGAUAUGCUGGGCAGACUGACUGCAGUAAGGAAGCAGUUGUGUUUAUGGCUAUUUUCAGCUCCUUUCAGGAGUUGUGCACUGCUGGUGGUGAUGUUGCUCAGUUGAUUUGAUCCUUGGCCUCAGUACUUUAUGGUGUAAGUCACCUGAGCUGUGGAUAUGGUGCUCUCAGCAGGAUUUUGUUUUCUUCCCCAAGAUGAACAAUACCAAGUAUUAUUUCUUAGGCACAGCCAACUUUAAAGCUUUCGUCUGCAUAGCUUUUAUCCAUCACCCUCAUCCUUAGGCUUCGGGUACUGUCUCAUCCCCGGAUACAUGUGGACAUCUUCCUGGUGCUACAUUCAUUCAGUUUCAUGGGGGCCUCUUACGUGCCCAGGCACUGUUUGGUCUAGACUGAGAAUAUAGUAGUGAACAAAAGAGCUAAAGAUAGACCCUCACAGGACUUAUACUCUAGUGAAGAGUAUAAAGAAGACUGGUUAUAGUUUUCUGCUCCUUGCAGUUUAGGGUCAUGAGAUAGUUGAAGGUAACGGGUUGUGAGCAGAAGCCCCACUUCUGCGCUGAAGACUGUUUGUGCAAAACUCUGGGGUGUCCUUCCUACCUCAGUCAUGGAAGUCCAGCAGAAACUGGGGCCACAAGGUCAAAGUAGUCUGGAAUGCUGAGCGCCGCCCCCCACAUGGAGAGCAGUUGUCCUGGAAAUUUGCCCAGACCUGUGAUGGACUUUUGGGAAUGAGAAAUAAACUUCUGUUAAA
This is a messenger RNA of Callorhinus ursinus (northern fur seal), 4270 nucleotides long. NCBI's taxonomy places the organism in Eukaryota, Metazoa, Chordata, Mammalia, Carnivora, Otariidae. The record is from RefSeq and is a predicted model, not a curated record.